AUAGAAAUAAAGCACACCCUGUGAAACCGACGCUUUAUAUGUCAUUGUCAUGUACACGUACAGACGUUCUUUUUUGACGUUUUGUACAUUUUGACGUUUCGAUAUAUAUAAUAAAAGUUGACUAUCGAAAAUAAGGAAAGUCAGUUCCCGCAGCAAAUUAAAUUUAAAAAUAUAAAACUAUGAUAAAGUGAAUAUUUCUGAAAGAAAAAUGUCCAACAUAAGCAUAGAUAUUGAAAGAACGUGUCGUUGCUGCCUUGCUGAAGGCAUGCAUCAACUAAGCAUCAACAAUUUCUUGGAUACUGAUGCUUCGAAGACUAUUGCAGAAGUGCUGAUGGAAUGUACAUCAAUAAAUCCGCAUGAUGAUCUACCACAACUAAUUUGCGUUGAUUGUAUGCAGAAAGCAAAGGAAGCAAUUAACUUCAAAGAUUUGGUGUCACGAAGUUAUAUCCAUUUACGAAAUUACAUGAAUGAAAAUAGUAUGAUAAAAACGGAAAAUGAAAUAGACUUAAACGACGCAGACUUAAUUCCAGAAUUGGUUCAAGUUCCUGGCUAUGCACAAAAUGAUUUGCUUGAUGAAAAUACUGGCGAUGAACUUUUCAAGGCAGAAAUAGAAGAUACUGCCAAAGAAUCGGAAUCGGAACCCGAAGAAGAUCUCCGCCUAGUUAAUAAUGCGAAAAAGGUUAACGGCCGAUACAAGUGUGAGCUAUGCGAAAAAACAUUGGCUGAUCGACGAACGUUUCUCUUGCACGUUAGACUCCAUUUGGGCAAAAAUUUGAAACAUUGCGAAAUUUGCAAUCGUGGCUUCGCAAAACAAAAUCAUUUGGAUCGACAUAGAGCUACACAUUCACGAAUACAUCCAAGUGAAAUUAUCGUUCAAGAACAAGACCCAUCUAAGAAUAAACGGACUCGUAAAAAGUGUCUACCGAAAUAUGAGCAAAUUUCAACACAUGAUGCGGUAAGUGAAGAAAAACACGAGGAAAAAUUAAGCAUACACAUUGAUGAAGAGGAAUCACAAUUGUUGAAUGCAGCAAAAGAAGUAAACGGUCGAUUACAAUGUCCGAUUUGCCCAAAGACAUUGAGUCAGCGAAAAAUACUGAAACUGCACAUUCGCAGGCAUGUCGGCAAGAAUUUGUUGCAUUGUAAAAUUUGUGAUAGAAGCUUUGCAAAGGGUUCUAAUCUUCGUAGACAUUCUUUAUUGCACUGCACAAUGGAUAGUGACGAAGAAGACCGAAUUAUCAAGAAUGCAACACAAAAUGAUGGUCGUUACUGUUGUCCAUACUGUACUAAAACACUGAUCGACCGUCAAACAUUUCGACUCCACAUUCGUUUACAUGUGUCCAAACUAUUCCUGCGAUGUGAUAUAUGUAAUCAGGGUUUCGGGGAUAAUGACAAACUCCAAGAACACAUGGCCACACAUGGUGAUCAAUUUUCAUGCAAUAAAUGUGACGAUUCAUUUAAAACCUAUCACGAACGGAAGAUGCACCUAAAAACGGUUCAUGGAACGGAAGAAACUUUCAACAUUUUGAAAGACGAAAUCCAUGGAACAAUGAAUAACAAAGAUAAUGAAGAAGACAACGACAACGACGAUCGUUGUGAUGAUGACGAUGAGGACAAAAAUGUCGUGCAAAGAUCUAAUGUCGUUAAUGGUAGAUAUGAAUGCGAAUUUUGUAAGAAGACCUUGGCAAACCGAACGACAUUGAAAUAUCAUAUAAGAUUGCAUCUACAAAAGCAUCUACUCAAAUGUGAAAUAUGCGACCAAGGAUUUAGUAAAAAGAGCCAUCUCAAAAGACACCUUGCAACCCACACAAAGAAAAGGCAACUAUGCAGAUAUUGUGAUGCUAUAUUUGAAACAUACGAAGAACGAAAAACGCAUACUGCGGCCGUUCACAAGAAAGCCGUGCAAAAUCAGACGAACAAAACAUUUAUUACAAACUGGACGCAGCCCAACGGAUCGAAACAAUGUAUUUGUAUGAUAUGCGAUGCGUUAUUUGAUCAUAUUUAUGAAUUGGACGGUCAUAUACAAAGUCAUUUACAAGAUCCACAAUCUUUUCAUCACAUUGAUUUUACUAAUAAAAACGAAAUGUUGUCAAAGUUCAACAACAUCAAUUACAAUAGCGAAAACAUUGGUGAAAUGUUACACAAGACAUUGCAACAAAGUCCACAACAAAUCUCGAAAAUUUAUCGAAUAUCCAAUUCAAACGGAUGGGAGCUAUCGCUAAGUGAUUCCGAAACUGAUGACGAGCAAGAUUCAAAGUCAAUUAGAAUGACCAAAUACGAUUGUGGCCAAUGCACGCAAAGCUAUGAUCGUGUUCAUAAGCUAAUGUGUCACAUGAAAGUGGAUCAUGAUCAACGAUUCAGGGAUUACAAGUGUUCGUAUUGUAUGCAAUGUUUUCCAAACUCUGUUAUAUUAGCGAAGCACGUGCGGCAACAAUGCGAAAAUGAAUACAAAAAUAUCACAUGCAGCAUGUGCAACUGUAAAUUUCUGUGGGAGGCCAGUUUAGAAAGACAUUUAACGGUUUAUCAUGAAACUGAGAAAAAAUUUAUCGAUGAGAUUCAGAAAAAUUCCAAGCCAUUCAGUUGUAAACAAUGUCCACGAUCAUUUUUGACGGAGGGACAGUUAAGUGCGCAUGCACCCCACCAUCUGCCCCGCCCGAAACGAUUUUCGUGUGAAAUAUGUGAAAAACUCUUUUCUCGUUCAGACAACUUGAAAUCUCAUAUGAGGGUUCACUUGCCAGCUGAACUAAGGCCAGAUAUAAAUAAAAAACAUCUGUGCCCUUAUUGUGGACGUAGCUUUACAAACUCCAGUAACCUUACGGUGCAUAUACGAAGACAUACCGGUGAGCGACCAUACAAGUGCAAAUUUUGCGAUGCCAGAUUUCCCCGGUCAUCUGAUUUGACAUGUCACAUCAGAAUUCACACAAAAGAAAAGACAUGUGUGUGCAAUGUUUGUGGAAAGGGUUUCACGCGAUCAAAUAAACUAGUUCGCCAUAUGAGGGUCCACACCGGCGAAAGGCCAUAUAAAUGCUCUCAGUGCGAUCGUGCAUUCACACAGUCUAAUGACCUUACCCUCCAUCUUCGUAGACAUACUGGAGAAAAGCCAUUCGGCUGCUUGGACUGUGGAGAACGUUUUAUCACAAACAGUUUAUUGCAACAACAUCGGCGUACAGCCGGACAUGUGGAUCAGCACUCAAAUAAUUCAAGCGCUCCGUUACCCACAAAUAGUGUCAACAACCCACAUCGAAAAUGGAAUCCAGAUGAUGGAAAACGGACUGGAAUUACUGCCAUUUUAACUAAUAAACUAAAAUAAUUUUGGGUGUGUUCUCGUUUAUUCAUAAUUCGAAAGUAAAUGAAUUUUUUUCACUUGAAUUUAAAA
Sitodiplosis mosellana (orange wheat blossom midge) is the source of this 3373-nucleotide messenger RNA. Its product is annotated as zinc finger protein 600-like. The record is from RefSeq and is a predicted model, not a curated record. Lineage: Eukaryota; Metazoa; Arthropoda; Insecta; Diptera; Cecidomyiidae. The transcript has 8 exons. Gene Ontology annotation, cellular component: nucleus. Gene Ontology annotation, molecular function: zinc ion binding. The coding region runs from base 209 to 3307 and encodes 1032 amino acids.